Melopsittacus undulatus (budgerigar) is the source of this 7414-nucleotide messenger RNA. It is a transcript of the gene SLX4, whose product is annotated as SLX4 structure-specific endonuclease subunit. Lineage: Eukaryota; Metazoa; Chordata; Aves; Psittaciformes; Psittaculidae. Gene Ontology annotation, cellular component: Slx1-Slx4 complex; nucleus. Gene Ontology annotation, biological process: DNA repair; DNA replication; resolution of meiotic recombination intermediates. Gene Ontology annotation, molecular function: protein binding; DNA binding. The coding region runs from base 617 to 6223 and encodes 1868 amino acids. The transcript is spliced from 16 exons. The record is from RefSeq and is a predicted model, not a curated record.
CGCCCUGCGCAUGCGCUGCUGCUCAGCACCGGGGCUCCCCGCAGUGGCCGCGGGCGCUAGGAGUUGCGGAAGCUCGUGCCGCGGAGGAGAGGUCUGCGGAGAGACUUGGCGGCGGCGGACGGGCAGGCAGGCCCGCCGGAGUGCGAGGCAGUCCUCUCAGUGGUGUGGGUUCCAUCUUUCAUUCUUACUGGUCCUGCUUUGUACCAUUUCACUGAUCCACAUUUACUUGAAGGGCGCAGCUGGGCUAUAGAUUUGACAUCUAAGUUGAUGGGGCUUUUUAAGUGUCUUUCUGAAGCACUGUAGCACAUCAUGAAGCUUCUCCACAUGCUCUGCACAAACUGGGGUGCUUAACUUGUGAAAGCAGGUGGGGUCCAUGGAGAAUGUGCUCUACUAAAUGGCUGUGAAUUAACUGUGGAAGAAUGAGCUGUCGGAACAACACAGAAGUGUCCACUCUGUUGACCUCAUUGAAGUCUGGAGAAUGGACAUUUCUGAGGUGGUGGAGGAGAAUUGGUGAAGAUAGCAGGUCACAGAUGAUGAACUGAUUCUGGUAUCUCCUCCUGCUUUCCAGUCCUCACAGUGUUGUUAAGGCCACAGUGUUUCUGGACCCUGCAGGCCAAUGGAUGAACAGGACAAUGAUUUUAAAGAGCUGUGGGCAAAUAUUUUGGGUAGAGGAAAUAAAAAAGCUGGGGAUACUGAGACAGCAAAAAGGGCUCAGAACAGGUCAAAGAGCACUGCAGCAAGAAGCAAAUUAAGAAGAGGCAAAGCUGCUGCUAAGAGCCAAAACCAUCAUCGCUUACCAGCUGUGAAGGAGACAUACUUGCCUCAAGAUUUGGGACCAAAGGAACAAACAUUGGUGCACAAAGAAGAUGGUGAUGCUGUGGCCUGUAACAGUGGUGAGGCUGUACAAGGGGAUGGAAAGAGAAACCCUCUCUCUGCCAGCCAGCCAAGUCCAGUAACCAAUGGGUGUGGCCAAAGGACUCUCUCAGUAAAUACUCUGCGUGGCUGUUCCCAGACUAUGUUAUCCUUCUAUCCUGCUACACAGCCAGGGACCUGCUCUUCACCCACCUCAAAGGUACCACUGCUUGCAGGGUCGAAGAUGCGGGUAGCAGAGCUGGUAGUGGAGAGGAUGCAGCAGUUCAAGAGAGUGGCACCUGAGCAGCUAAAACACAGCACAGACGAUGGUUUGCCAAAGUUUGUAGCCAAUGGAGAUUUCCCGGAUGAAAGCAAGGAGCAGAACCCACCAGAGGAUGAUAUCCACCAUCUUCCCUCCAUGGAACAUGACGGUGCUCUGGCUUUGGCUCUUCAGCAGGAAACCAAAGAGGAAGCCCUGGCAAGCCUGGAAGAUGCAGGCUUGUUUUUUUGUCAGAUCUGCCAGAAGGAUCUCUCAGCCAUGAACACAAAGCGACGAGAGCAGCAUGUUAACAGGUGUCUGGAUGAGAUGGAAGAGGCACAGCUGUCAUCCUCCAGCAAACCACUGGUCCCUGAAUGUCCCAUCUGUGGGAAGCAGUUCCAGACUCCACAGAGCCGAGUCAGUCACCUGAAACGCUGUGCUGUUGAGAUGAACGUGCCCCCUAAGAUGCUGCUUCAGGCAGUGCAGUUGCAGGUUUCCACCCUUGGUGAAGCACCUCUUCAGUGUCCCAGCAAUCAACCAAGCAGGUCAAAGCGAAAAGGCUCCUCCAAAGAGGCAUUGAAGAAAACGCAUAAGAGGGCCAAAAUGGAGACUAAGGAUGAAGAUUUUCUGGUUGCUAUGGCAAUGUCAUGCUCUUUGUUGGAGCAAGAAAAGCAGAAGCAAGCAAAAUCAGUGACAAACGUGAAACCAGUGGCUGCUUUGCCAAUCAGAUGGAAGCCAGGAUCAGAGAAAAAACGGUGUAAAAGAGGCCCAACCACACCUCCACCAUUACUACUUCAGGACCCGGAGAAGGUCCACAAAAGGAUCCAAGAGCGAGUAGCAAUGCUGCUUGUAAAGGAGGUGGAAUUCCCUCCCACGCCUCAGCUUCCCACUAGUAGGAUUUUGGAGAACGAAUCUGGGAAAGCAACCUGGCUUUUGCCAUUGUCCGAAGCUAAGGAGUGCUUUUUAUGGAAUAUCAGUGCUCUGACAGGACAUUAUGACCCUGAAUCAUUCUACACUGCUGCAUUAACCCCUCCAAUUGUACCUUGGAAGCCUAUGCAGAAUCAUAAACCUGAGACCCUUCUGCUGUCAGUGGGAUCUUCUCAGCCAAAAGUAUCCCAGCAAAUUCAGCCUGAACUCAGUUCUCAUGAGCCCACUUGCACAGAGGGUGGAGGCAAAGCUUCUUAUGAAUUCAAGUCAGGCUCUGAAGGAGAUGGGCAGUUUUCAUCUCUCAGCCAGAAGGAUGCGCAAGUCCUGCAGGACCUUGUUGACCUGGCCACGGAAGGACUUACCCUUACUCAGAGGAACCUUGAUGCUGGCCACAUACAGGAAGCAGAGCAACCAGGAAAAGAAAUGACUUCCAGUGAUAUUCCACAUAGUGGCUUCGUGCCCCCAUCCAAAGAGAAGAGCCUUCUGACAAGCAGCUGUAAAAAGUCCUCCCUCAGGUUGCUCGCUGAAGAUUUUGGUGCAAUGGUCAACAACCCCCACUUAAGUGAUGUCCAGUUCCAGGUGGACUGUGGGGAAGUCCUUUAUGCCCACAUGUUUGUGUUGUACGCGCGAUGUCCACAGGUCAUACAAGUUGUUCACAGCCAAGGACUCUUAGUGGAGGAGGAUGGGAACACACAGACACAUCGUGUACUGCUGAGUGACGUGACAGCAGAAGCAGUGUCUGCAUUCCUGCGGUACCUUUAUGCUGCUGAUGCUGACAUCCCUGCUGGGGUGCUGCCCCAGGUGCACGCUCUGGCUGCCAGGUUUGGUGUGAGGGAACUGAUGGCAAAGUGCGAAAGCAACACCGGAGAGAGUCAGGUGUCUUCUGGAGUGGAUUCAGAAGAUCUUAUCUCUGUGAUGGAUGGCAAAGAUUGUGAGGACAGAGCUGAGAACUUCCAAGACCUCUUGAAGUCGAUGUGGGUGGGUGAAGAUGAGGAAGAAGUAGCUAUGCUGAACCUUGAAUGCCAGAAGGAAGAUGGGGUGGGUGAACAGGAGCUGGAGGAAAUCUAUGAGUUUGCUGCAACUCAGAGGAAAAUGGUUCAAGGUGAAACAGAGGGGAGUGAGGGAACAGACUGCAGUAUCUGCAGUGAUACUGAGGCAGCCCAGGGUACAAAUCAGCAAACUAAGGAGGAAGAGGUAAAGAGAUCUACAUCUGCUUUAAUAAGCAACAGCUUCAAAGAUUUGAGAGAUGACAAUGAUAUGGGAAAAUCUAAAUGUGACUUGUCUGCACGGGAAGAGAAAAUGCAGGGUAUAAAUAGGUGCAAGAGGAUGAAUGAUCUACAGACCACUUUUGUGCUUCACCACAGUGGACCUCGAAAAUGGGGCAUAGCAUCCCAUGGUGCCACAACUAAUGAAGGAGAGACUAUUAAGCGAUGUGAAGGUAUGAAGGAUAACAAGUUGUCUCAGGUCUCACGUGACAAGGCAGAUCUCUGUAAAAAACAGGUACAAAGUUUCCACAAUGAUACUAAUAGAAAUGAAAGUUAUGAGCACUUGUUUUCUCAGGGAACUCAGGGAAGUUACUGUGAGCCUUCUCCACUGAAAGAAGUUAUAAAAAAAUCAGGGAAGGCUUCUAGUGAAAAAUAUGUUGAUGAUUCAUUUCUGUACAGCAAGUCACAAAAAGAUCUCUCUCCACAUAGGAACAGUUUUUGUGGGAGUCCUCUUCCCAAACCUUACGUGCCCCUUUUUCCCGCUGUUGGCUCUUCACCUGCAUCUCCAAAAUCGGAGAGAAGGUUUGUCAGUGAGCAUGUGUCAACAACAAAGCAAAACAAAGAGGAAAAAUCAUUCCCUUCUGAUGAAAUAAGCUUUCAGAAAGCCAGCGAGCUGGAUACUGCAUCAAGAAACAAGAACAUAAUUUCUCCAGCAAAGCUUCCCCACAUUGAUUUAAAUAAGGAUACAUAUGUCCCAGUGUUGUCAUCACUGGUCAUCAGAACUCAGGAUGCUGCAGCUCAGGGGAACAAGAAGAGUGAUGUUAUUGUUUUAUCUUCUGAUGAUGAAAUGGAAUUACAGCAAGACAGGAAGUGGCCAGAGUCAGGCUUUGCUCUAAAGAGAAUGGAAAUCUCUGGGCAACUGAAAUGUUCAAAUGUAGAACAAGGUCCUGAGAUAGCAAAACCUGAACAGAACUCAUCAGUCACUGAAACAGAGCAAAGAUCACCCCGUGUCUCACAUGGCAUUACAGAUACGGUGCAUAUAAGCAGUGAUGUAAAGAUGUCCAUCAGAUUGUUUCUCAGCAGACAAGUAGAUGCUUGUAUGGAGAGCAAACGGAGUCCAAACCUGAGCCCUGAAAAGAGGCUUCAUCAUGAAAUGUCUUCAGGUACAGACAGCUCCUGGCUAGUACCAGACACACCGGUUCUGAGCAAAAGCAGAAGCUUCUCAACACAGACUCAGAUCACAGGUAUUAAUUAUUUAAAAAGUCCAGGAUCUAAACUUAGCACAAAGAACUUCGCAGCAGGUAACAAUAACCAUGAAAUGACUGGAAAUUCAAUAAAAGUUCAUGAAACAACAUUGUCAGACAAACGUUUGCCUAUGGAGAACAGAGUCAGUGAAAGGAGCCCUCCCAGCAGCCCAACUGUGGAAUCAUUUUCCAUGAACUCCCCCCCAGUUUCUCCAGAGGAUCCAGUUCUGCUUUCCCCUGGCCACACUGACAUAAAAAGCAAAUGUGCCAAGAUUUCAUCUUUAUCCAAACCUGUGCCUCAAUGCCAUGAGCAGUCAUUGGAAGAUAAAACAAAUACCAGUGUGGUUGAGGUGAAGGAUAAUGAAAAGGAGAUAAGUCUGCCUUCUUUGAGCAGCAGUGUCUUGCUUUGUGACGAUCCCCCAGUCCCCACUGAUGAUUGCUGGCAUGUUGAGUAUGUGUCACCAGUCAGAGGUAACAGCCAGGACUGCAGCUGGGUCAGCCAUGCAAAGACUAGCACCACCAGCAGCCCCAGAGCUGGCCCUUGGCAUGAACAGUGGGAGAGCCCAGCCCAUGUGCAGGAAAUUAAAGGCAGUACCCCCCUUCAAGGAAGUCCUGUUGGCAGAACAACUUUGUUCUGUCUUGAAAAGAGUCCUAUUGAGGCAUGUUCAUCCAUGGGCAAUAGACCAAGUUACUUGAACUCCAAAAUCUGGGAUGACUGGAAUGGAGAAGAUAAAGAAGAUGAAUUUCCAGAGAUGCUUCCUCUGUCUCAGAGGUUGUCAGCACGUGCAUGUCAGACAGAUGUUGUAAAGACUCCUGAACCUUCCUGUCAGGAGAAUGACAAGUCUCCCACCACUCCAGUGACACCAAUGCCAGCUUACUCCAUGAUGGAGACCCCCCAGCUGAAGAAGGAGUUGAGUAGAUUUGGAGUUCGCGCUCUCCCAAAGCACCAGAUGGUGUUGAAGCUGAAAGAGAUAUUCCAGUAUACUCACCAGGACAUGGACUCUGACUUUGAGGAUGAAAUCCCAUCUUCCCAGCCUCCCCUGCAGAAGUCCCCAGCCAAAUGUUCCGGGCAGCCAAAGGCAGACCGGGCAGGAGGUGGAAAGUGUGCCAGUGCCUCAAGGACUGUGGCCAAAAGGAAGCAGGUUGCUACAGCUUCUUCAGUGCUUGUAGUCCAGAGGGCUGAUGAUGACCUUGUUGGAUCCCAUGAAGCAGGCUGUGCAGCACCCAAGGAGGGGACUAAAAUGACACAUCACCCAGAAGGAGAUACAGAGCAGAAAAAGUCAUCUGUAUCUCCAGAGAGGUGGUCUCUGGCAGCUGAUGGUGAAGAACCAAUGUUCUCAGCAUCUCAGGAGUCCACAGUUUCUUCAUUGGAUGGUAGCGACAUCUCCUUUGGUUCACAGAGUUCUUUCAUGAAUGGAUUUGAAGCCUGUGCUUUUCAGUCUGAGGAGGACGAAGAGGAGUUUAGAGCAUCUCAGGCAGCAGCUCGGGAAGAAGAAAAGAUGGAGGCAGUAAGGUGCUAUAUCCGCUCAAAUACAGCCCUGUACAACAAGAUUCUGUUCUAUGAGCCAAUUGAGCUGGCUGAUUUGCACACAGAGCUCAAACAGAACGGCAUUAAAAUUUCCAAGGCAAAGCUGCUAGACUUUCUAGAUGCUCACUGUAUCACAUUUACCACGGCUGGAGCCCGGAAAGAGAUGGAAAAGAAAAAGGAUAAAAAAAGACGGAGGAGACGGUACUGAAUGGAGUCCAUUCCUCCUUCCUGAAAAUAUCCAUGGAGCCUUCCCGACGAGCUGGAACCGCUGCUCCCGGCUGGAGCUGGCGCCGGUGCCGUCAUCGGCGGGUGUGCUUCUCCUCCUGGUGGCCUGCUCUCGAAUGACAUGCCGCGGAGUGGGUCUGAACGGAGCUCUCUGUCUAAGCCGUCUGCUGCCAACUACACAAACUCCCUCGGUCUCUGUCCUGCCUUCAGCACACAGUUUGUCUGGAGCCUCUUCCCCCCCCCCCCCGAUUUUCCUUCUGUGCCUUUUGUUUUCUUUCAAUUUUUCUAAUAGGAUUUACGUCCCCAACUUUUCUUCAUGUUGGUGCUUCUAGGGGCAGGUGCUCCCCACAGUGACAACUGCCAGGACCUUUUCCCUGGCGUUGGGCUGUGAAACACUUUAUCCUUCAGGUUCCAGUACUGAGUAGAAUAACCCAGCUGUAAUAAAUAAGUUUUUACCCUGUGUAAAGCACUGAGUGGUUAUACCCCUGUGACUUCUAUCUUAUUUUCUUCAGCAUGUGAUUUGCCCUGCUGAUAGUUAAGGCAGGGAGCACUGUGGGAAUACAAUGCCUUUUCUCCUUGGUUCCAUUAUCAAUCUCUGGUAAAACUCCUAAAUCUUUGUUUCUUAAAUGGAUGCGAAGCAAUGGAGGUGUUUUUCUAGUCUCUGUGAUGGCUCCCAAAAGCACCCUCAGACACCAGAUAUCAUGUGAAAGUCAAAGUCAAAUAUUCAGUUGUGUGUGUUCACUUGCCUGUUGGAUCCAUGUUAAAGAUACCUUCUGCUUCAUUUCUUAGUGCAUUUACCUUGUCAGCCUAUCUCUUCCUCCACAGAAAUGUAUUUAAGACAGUAUUAUAAUGGCCACUGGAUUGCUUCAUAACUUCUUACACCCUGAUCUAAACCCACAUAUCUGAUCAGUGUAAUUUCCAAAGUGGACUGAUCUUAGGCUGUAAACUGUCUGGGAGUCUUGGGGAAGUCUUGGACCCUAAACUGUCAUCUUUUAUAUAUUUAUUUUCACAGCAUCUUCUGACUUUUCUCAUUGUGGCAAUUCUGAGUCUUCAGAGUCUUACUGAACAAAAUGGACUCCACACUUUAAAAUAAGCCAGAUUUCUAAAAGUGUUUAUAUAUUUGGAACAUGUCAAUAUUUUAAUUUUUAUACCAUAUAUCUUUGAGUUUAUUUGA